CUGUGAUGACACGAAGUUUUCUUCGUGUUCACGACGAUCACUUGUCGAUUCGUUUGUGGGUAAUUGGAGUGAAUCAGGCGGCUGGAGGUAGUUCAAUGGUCAUUGGAUUGCUGAGGGUCAGUCGAAUGAGUUGAGAGGGAUUAGGAAGGCAUUGGAUGUUGGGAGGAAUUGGUAAUGAAUGGGGACUGUGAAGUUGUGAUCUGGUGACACUGGAUUAGGGGAUUUUAGCAGUAUUAAUCAUGGCCUCACGAAAGAAAGUACUGCUCAAAGUCAUUAUCCUGGGGGAUUCUGGGGUCGGUAAAACAUCUCUCAUGAAUCAGUACGUCAAUAAGAAGUUUAGUAAUCAGUAUAAAGCAACUAUUGGGGCGGAUUUUCUCACCAAGGAAGUCAUGGUCGAUGAUAGGAUAGUUACCAUGCAGAUUUGGGACACUGCGGGACAAGAGAGAUUCCAAUCACUGGGUGUUGCGUUCUACAGGGGAGCUGACUGUUGCGUUUUAGUGUUUGAUGUUGCUGCACCCACUUCCUUCAAGUCACUCGACUCAUGGAGAGAUGAAUUUCUCAUUCAAGCAUCGCCGAGAGAUCCAGACAAUUUUCCGUUCGUCGUUUUGGGGAAUAAAGUUGAUCUUGAAAAUAGAGCUGUAUCGAAUAAGAGAGCGCAACAGUGGUGUCAAUCGAAAAACAAUAUUCCAUACUUCGAGACGAGUGCGAAGGAGGCUAUCAACGUGGAACAGGCGUUCCAGACGAUAGCGAAGAAUGCUCUUGCCCAAGAGAGUGAAGUGGAGCUUUAUAACGAAUUCCCCGACCAGAUCAAACUCACCAACGAUCAAAGGACCAAUGGAAAGGGUGACUCAUGUGCUUGCUAGGGUGACAGAGCCACGAGUUGUCAUGAAUUUAACAAAAACUGGAACAUAAUAACUAUUUAAAAAAUCAUUAAAAAAUCCAAAAAAGAUUGAAUAACGAUAACGCAGGUUAGAUUGUCCGCUUCGUGAGAAUCUUUAUGCGUUUGUGGCAUUGGGAUAUGUCAGGGUUUACGAGAAAACAGCUCAGUCGUUCCCUCGUUGAGCAAAUCAGCAGCGAAGCGGUAAAACGAUUCAAGUCGACUUAGCUCUUAGCUGAGUUUUCGAGGAAUAUCUUCGAAUCUAA
Diachasma alloeum is the source of this 1143-nucleotide messenger RNA. RefSeq names its product ras-related protein rab7 (gene Rab7). Gene Ontology annotation, cellular component: phagocytic vesicle; late endosome; lysosome. Gene Ontology annotation, molecular function: GTP binding; GTPase activity. Bases 240 to 863 code for a protein of 207 amino acids. The transcript has 5 exons. The record is from RefSeq and is a predicted model, not a curated record. NCBI's taxonomy places the organism in Eukaryota, Metazoa, Arthropoda, Insecta, Hymenoptera, Braconidae. Gene Ontology annotation, biological process: endosome to lysosome transport; phagosome-lysosome fusion.